This is a messenger RNA of Cladophialophora psammophila CBS 110553, 1167 nucleotides long. RefSeq lists its product as uncharacterized. The coding region runs from base 1 to 1167 and encodes 388 amino acids. NCBI's taxonomy places the organism in Eukaryota, Fungi, Ascomycota, Eurotiomycetes, Chaetothyriales, Herpotrichiellaceae. The record is from RefSeq and is a predicted model, not a curated record. The transcript has a single exon.
AUGGCUCCUGUCAUCUCCAACAUCGAUAUUCCUGACCUCAAAUUCUCCUCCCUCGAACUCGAUGCUCGCUCGACCGAGCUUAAUGGAUUCCAGACGACUACCUUUACCAGGCGAGACACCUUCCCGCAACAGAUCGACCACUCUCUACCCCCUCGAAAUGAUGACUCCUCCUUGAUUCUUUCUCCAAUGGACACCUAUAACAUUCUCACCGCAAGAGACGCACACAAGACACAGGACCCGAACCCGGGUGCUGGGUCGAUCAACCCCAACGACAUGAACAUGAAAGGCAUCCAGGCGCUCUUUGCAAUCAUUGGGGCUUCUUUUGUACUCGGUGCCAUUUGGUUCUUUUUCUGGGCCAAGAACGGUGGUUUCAAAUGGCGCAAGGGUGACUGGGAGGAAUAUAAAUCUACCGUCUUGAGACGCAAGGGUCCCAAUGGAACGACUCUAAGUAACGCAACCAAGAGCACGAGGCUGGGUGGCGGAAGCGUUGUAGGCGAUGGAUAUUCAGACAAAGACACGGCGACAAUACCAGAUACCAUGACCGAAGGCAUGACAGAGACAAUGACCGAGCUGUCCUCCGAAGCACCGAUCAUCAAGGAGAAACAGUCCAAGAAGAAAAAAGAGACGCCCAAAGAGAAGAAGAUCCGAGAAGCCAAGGAAGCACCCUGGGAAGGUGGCCAUGACUACGAUGUCCGGGCGUAUCGACAUGAAAAGCCUGCACGGGUGGGUGGUCUCAACAAGGACUCGGACGCUCAAUUCUACGGCACCGACUAUACCGAGACAGAUCGUGGCGGCAGUGACAUAGCCAGCAACAGCAACCGACAAGCAUCAUCUUCUCGUCAACAUAGUCCUGAGAAACGUCAAUCACGGCGUGAUUUCUCAUACGGCCAAGAAGACGGCUUCAGCGUUUCGACUCCGCCACCAGCUGCUGCGCCAUCGCCUAUUCCUCGUCCAGCCAGAUAUCAUUCACCGAACAAGAGUGCCAGCCCUCAACGCCCCAUCCGCACGGUGCCUGGAUCGUUCCACGCCCAGCAGGAUUUUGAUGUGCAAAGUGUGCAAAGUCAAAAUACUAAGAGCUAUCAUCAUCCGCUUCCGAGCUUGAGUGGCCAAGGACCGCCAAGAGCGGGCGGGUACAGAAGGGACAGACGGGAUAGUCUAGAUGACUGA